Molecule: messenger RNA, 583 nt
Organism: Lucilia cuprina (Australian sheep blowfly)
Lineage: Eukaryota; Metazoa; Arthropoda; Insecta; Diptera; Calliphoridae
Exons: 2
Coding region: 63-431 (122 amino acids)
Source: RefSeq, a predicted model, not a curated record
UUUAUACAUUUCUUAAUCAUUUUUAAAAUCGUAAUAUUGAGUGCAAUUAAGAAAUUUUAAAAAUGAAAUUUCUUAUAAGUUUAUGUUUCAUUUUGGCUUUGUCAACUUUAGCUUUGGGCAAAUCCAUUAAAUGGGGCAAACGUCAGUAUAAGGAUCAGUUAUUAUAUCGUAGAAAUAUCGUACGUUUUCCCAUCAAAUCACGCUCAAUCCAUACAAAAGUAUCCCAUAUUACCAAUCCAAGGUAUAAUGUAACGGCCGUAUAUGUUUAUGAUCAUUUUACCAAUAGCUCUGGUGCUAUACCCACACAUAUUGAAGGGCUACAGAGACUCAAUGGUGUUCUUUACAAUACAACUACGGUUAUUUUAAAUGGUCAAAAGUCACAAGGCAUUAAUUCUACGGUUGAAAUUUAUGGCAAAUGUUGGAAAUGUUAGAUGUGUGGAGUUCUUAAUUUUUCAAUAUUAAAUAAUUGUUUUUUGAAUAUUUGUGUUUGAUAUAAUUUUUUAAUAAAUUUUGAUUUAAGAAAAAAAGUUUUAUAUCUUAGUUGAAUGUAAGCAUUACGAAAUGCUAAGAACUUAAAUGGUCU